GAUUAAUUUACACGUGACAUCAACAGUGGAGGAAGCUAAGACGACCUCUCCACUGUACUACAGCUAGCUAGCUAGCUUGACUGACUACUGGUCGGCUUUUUGUGUUCACUGGUCGCAUUCUGAUCUUGCACUGUAUAAAGGUUUGUGUGAUGGCUAAAAAUUGUUGUCGUUAUUUCACGGUGAGCCUGGUUCCCGUGGCAGCACUGGUCCUGACCAUCCUGUUUGCAGGUGGUGUUCUCAUCCUACCAAUACUCUAUUCUGAGCUCGUUAAGCAGUACGUGUAUGGGGUGGUGAUAGAUGCUGGCUCCACCCACACCACUCUCUAUGUGUAUCGCUGGCAGGUCCCCACGUCCACAUUCACACACUCACACACCGGCACAGUGCAGCAGAUGUACUCUUGUCCUCUCACCCACAACAACUCAACCAGUGUCAACAGCUAUGCAGGGGACCCCAGUAGAGUGGCAGAGGCCUACCAAGCAUGCAUCAACACCUCGUAUGGAGAGUGGUACCAGUCAAAGAUAGUGCCCAUAGAGCAGAGGAAGUACACACGCAUCUACCUGGGGGCCACUGCUGGGAUGAGACUAGUCGAACUGGAUAAUUCCACUGUGAGCAAUACCCUCAUCAGCAAUAUCCAGGCCAACCUCAAGAACCCAAACCUCACUCAGUACAAGUACGGGAAUGCCUCCAUCUUGACUGGCUCAGAGGAGGCAGAGACUGGCUGGAUAGCAGCCAAUUACCUGAGGAACAACCUCACUGCUUUCAAGACCCGCUACUCAUCCAUUGGUGCGCUGGAUCUGGGCGGAGCUUCUACUCAGAUUGCCUUUGAGACCAACGAAACAGUUCCAUCACAAUUCUUUAAAAACGAGUCGUUGUUUGGGGUGAACUAUAAUCUCUAUGCUCGGAGCUACCUGUGCUAUGGGGAGAACCAGGCGUACUCACGAUUCCUGGCCCAUCUCAUUAAUGUGAAUAGAAACAUCACGGUCAAUGUGCCCAAUCCUUGUUUGUUUAAUGGUACAAAAAUACCAGCAAUCAACUCCUCCGCUAUCUACACCACUUGUGUCAACCACACUGUUGGCGCUCAAGUGUUUGGUCACAAGUUGACUCCGCCCCCUUCUCUGCGGGACACAGUGAGCUUUGUGGGCACAGGUAAUACCACUCAGUGUAAGCAGUACAUCAACGACACAUUCAAUAACUUCUGCAACUAUCAAAACUGUGAUGGCUUUGUGGUUCCUCCAGUCAGCGGCCAUUUUGUGGGUUUCUCUGGUCUCUACUACACUGCUGACUUCUUCAAUACCACUAAUAUCACCUUCACCAGCUCUAGUGGAUGGGGUCAUCUAACCAACAAUGUCGACACCUUUUGCAACCUCAGCUCUGACCAAGCCACACCCUUUGCCAAGGACCAGUUCUUUUAUAUGCGGUGUUUCAGUGGCUACUUCAUGAGCUUUCUACUAGUGGAGGGAUUUGGCUUCACUGAGGACAGAAGCUGGAGUGUGGAGUUUAAGCUGAAGUUGGAUGGGGUGGAGGAAAGUCCCACUCUUGGGUGGUCGCUCGGCUAUAUAAUGGAGAAAAGCAACAAGCUACCACAAGACCCCUACAGUGAAGUCCGACCCUACACCACAGUAGACCUGGUGGUGGGGAUGAUCAUCCUCUCCAUACUCUGCGCCAUCUUUAUUGUAUUCUUCUUCCUGACUUUUUACGCUUGUAAGAAAGCUUUGAACACUCGUAGUGGCUAUCAGAACAUCUAGUCUGAGUGUUGUGUAAAGUGUUUUGUAAUUUUUCUAAUAAUUAUGCACCGUAUGUUGUUCUUAUUACACAAUGGCCUCAUUUGAACAAAUCUCUCUAAUAUAAUUUGUAUACACCGGCCGUGCACAUGUUACAGGUGGAAGACUUUUUGUGUGUAUUAUAUUAUACACUGUUUUAACUGUGA
Molecule: messenger RNA, 1927 nt
Organism: Halichondria panicea
Lineage: Eukaryota; Metazoa; Porifera; Demospongiae; Suberitida; Halichondriidae
Product: ectonucleoside triphosphate diphosphohydrolase 8-like
Exons: 9
Coding region: 150-1745 (531 amino acids)
Cellular component (GO): plasma membrane
Molecular function (GO): hydrolase activity
Source: RefSeq, a predicted model, not a curated record